UUUUGACAGUUCGAAGCGCACUUUUUGUAUAUUUUUUUAAGCAACCUAUCGAGUUCUUGGCUGUAUAGCUUUUUUUGUACUUCUAUUCUGGACCAAGUUAUAAUGUUUGCGUGUUUUACGUUUUUGCUCCGGAUUUUCUAACAAUUAAGAUACGGGACUGAACAUGGAAAAUGCUCAAGAACGCGAUUUUCACAGAAGUUUGGAGCCUGACGUGAUCAUUAAUCAUGAACUCAGUGAAGACGAAGAAGAAGUGACUUGCGUGAAGAGCAGGGACGUGCACUCGGCGUCGAAUAAUGGCCAUCCCAAGACGGUGCAACCAGACAUAUCCAUAAUUCCGAUAAGUAGAAAGCCUCAGAUCAAAAUAAAGCUGUUCAAGAAGGAGUAUUCCCCCUCGAAGGACGACACGAAAGUACAAAGCAUCUCUCGAUCUCCGCGUCAAACGGUAAGACUGGUAUCAAAAGACGAAGCAGAGCGUGCUGGCGACACGUACACCCGACGCAAAUCGCUCCCUUUAGAAAAGUGUCACAUUUGCAAAAAAUUCUUCCGUCGAAUGAAAACGCAUUUGCUAAAACACGAGCAGACCAAUCGAAACCCCAACGAUCCACUCACUUGUACGUUUUGCAUGAAGGGUUUCAACACUCAGAGCAACUUACUCAUCCAUAUGAGGACUCACACCGGUGAUAAGCCUUACGUGUGCGAGGUUUGUCAUAAAGGGUUCGCCCAGUCCUGCAAUUUGGUCAAUCACGUGAGGAUACAUACGGGGGAAAGACCGUUCAAGUGUCCUCACUGUGACAGGGCGUUUACCCAAUCGGGGAAUCUCAACAAUCAUAUAAGACUUCAUACAGAUGAGAAGCCGUUCAAGUGUCAUUUUUGCGACAAAGCGUUCGUCCAAUCCGGAAAUCUCAAUUCGCAUAUUAGAAACAAUCACAAGUUUGUUGAUGAUGGCGCGAAUGAGUCUGGUAGUGAAAAAGUAGAAGAAUAUAAAUGCUAGCUUAGGUUCAGAGAUGAUGACUUGAUUAAAGAGGAAACGCCAUGAACUAAGUGAGGGUUUGCUCAGGUGGGUUAAAAGUAUAUCAGUUUUUCGGCUAAUCGUCUUGCAUUGUUUGGCAACAAGUUGCGCAAAUUUGCUUUAUUCUUGACCUGACAAAAAAUAUAAUUAUCUGCCUCAAGACAUGACAAACAAAAUUAUCUCUGCGAUUGCCUAACGUUUUUAUUUCAGUUAUUAUUAGCCGAUGACUAAUUUUAUUUAUUCGUAAAGGCCUUUCAAACAUACAUUUACCUAAAGGAAAAAUAUUGUUACUUGAAAGUAUGCAAAUAGGGAUGAAAGCCGCCAAUCACCUAUUUAAUUCUUACGACCCACCUUUAUACAGAGUGUUUCAAUUUUAUUUUCAGAAGUGCAGUGUUCGUACUUGUGACAAGAGUAGCUCAAGGAAAUUAAUUUUAUAAAUUUCUAUUUUAUUUUGGAAACCUAUUACAAGAAAUAACAAAUAAAUAGUGGACACAUUGUUUAUAAAUAAAAUACAUAAUAACACUGUUAUGUCAUACUGGAAAACAAUAUAAACAAAACAUUGUGUCCUUUGCCACAGUUAAUUUUAUUUCAAUUAAUUUAAAAGGGGUUUGUAAAUAUUUGUAGUAAAUACAAAAAUAAUAAAAAUUGUAUGUAUAAACGGAUGUAGGGAUCUAGAAAUAUAAUUCUAUGGUUAGUAACUUGUAGGUUUGAGCCUCCAUAAGAAAUAAUUGGGAAUGGUUGUAAUUAUUUUAUUUUUUAGUGCAUUAUGAUUUUUACGUACUGAAUUGCAAUAUUCUAAAAAUCUAGUCAAAAUAUUGGAGCGUUGGGCCACAUUUUCUUUUAUUUUGUUUUUGGACGUAGCCAGAAGCAACACACUUGUGCGAAAUAAUUGAAACAUUCUGUAAUAACAUCAUUAGGUGCUAUGAAGUUUCCUAGACAGAUUUUGCCAUAUUCAAGCUCAAAGAAGAGUUAACGCAACAGUUUUAAUAUUUAGUCAAGUCACUAUCACGUAAUACUCAUUGCUUUCAUGAUAUUCGUAUUUUUGUAGUUACUCUAUAUUAUAUCAUUUUUUUAUACUAUAUAUACUUACAUAAAUUUAUACUUAUAAGACUUAGUUUUUACAACAAAGUCUGUAAUCAUCGGAUUGUUUUAGUGAUUUUAAAAGACUAAUUGGAUGAGACUGUAAGUUUGCAUAGUAUGUCGCUGUCAUUAUUAGUUCAGAACGAAAAACACGGCGGUAACAGCAAGGAGAGGAUCUGAAUAGGAGAAAAUACGCUUAGGACUGGCGCCUACUAUGCAAGUUUUUUUAGAUUAUAAUCGUGCAAUAACUAAAGAUUUAUUUGGCCAAAUUAUUGAUCUCGGAAAGUGUAUUUAUUUAUCGUCAAUCAUCGAUCAUGUAUCCUCAUCAAUCUUCUGACUUCCAUUCGAUAGAUUUGUAGUUUCAGUUUGAUUGUCCCAAGUGUACAAUAUGUUCCUUACACUUAACUAAUACAAAUUUGUACUGUAUUUUGCAUGUCACUGUAGUUUUAUAUAUAAAACAAAUAAAUAUGCAAGAAAUAA
Tribolium castaneum (red flour beetle) is the source of this 2569-nucleotide messenger RNA. Its product is annotated as zinc finger protein 184. The transcript has 3 exons. Gene Ontology annotation, biological process: regulation of transcription by RNA polymerase II. Lineage: Eukaryota; Metazoa; Arthropoda; Insecta; Coleoptera; Tenebrionidae. Gene Ontology annotation, molecular function: DNA-binding transcription factor activity; RNA polymerase II cis-regulatory region sequence-specific DNA binding. The coding region runs from base 164 to 991 and encodes 275 amino acids. The record is from RefSeq and is a predicted model, not a curated record.